Brienomyrus brachyistius is the source of this 6039-nucleotide messenger RNA. Its product is annotated as metal transporter CNNM2-like. Gene Ontology annotation, molecular function: magnesium ion transmembrane transporter activity. The transcript is spliced from 2 exons. Gene Ontology annotation, biological process: transport; magnesium ion homeostasis. The coding region runs from base 205 to 1740 and encodes 511 amino acids. The record is from RefSeq and is a predicted model, not a curated record. NCBI's taxonomy places the organism in Eukaryota, Metazoa, Chordata, Actinopteri, Osteoglossiformes, Mormyridae. Gene Ontology annotation, cellular component: plasma membrane.
GACGGGAACGCCCGUCUGUGGGCUCUGGGAGACGCACGAGUUCAUACUGAGCUCGCGCUGGAGUGAAAUCAGUUCGGAGUUUCAGACGCGUAGCGGGAGCGCAGCUGGUCUGAUGCGCGAGCCAGUGAGACCCACAGCGGAGAUGUGGCCGGACUCCGAUUGGCUCUGAUAAAUAUUUUUUUUUCCAUUUAGAGGUUGCCCAUUAUGAACAUGGCAGAGCAAUCGGCUGCAGUGCCCACUCCAAAGAUGGCGGCGCUUUGCCGGGUUCGAGCCCUGACACUGGUUUUCUUGACUGUCAGCGGCUGUUUGGGUAGCUCGUCAAGUAGCAAAGACGGAGCCGAAGAAACUGUCAUCAUAGGUCUGAGACUGGAGGACACGGAUGACGUUUCCUUUAUGGACAGGGGCUAUCUGCGGGUCAGCGAGAGGUCCCGUGUCAAGUUGAGGGUAUAUGGGCAAAACAUUAACAACGAGACAUGGUCCAAAAUCGCUUUCACAGAACACGAGAGAACUAGAGUCAUCGGUAACAUUGACAAUUCAUUCGGGGACAACAAGAGCAAAGAAGAUGUAUCCGGUUUCCAUCCUUGCGGCAUCAGGACAUCGGAUAUUAUAAUUUUGCCCAGUAUAACUGUGAAUAGGAAAACGUCGGGGAUAGUUGAAAUUGAAGUGAAGCCCCUCCGCAAAACCGAGAGGAGCAAAGCUUACUACCUGUGCAUCGCAACCUCAACGCCCGCGGUCCCGGGGGUCCAUGACCCUUGGACCGAAAACACCUGGAUCUAUCACGAUGGACACGACACUAAAGUGAUCGUAGUGGAGGAGAAGAAGUUUCUGUUGCCGUUCUGGCUGCAAGUGAUCUUCAUCGCUAUGCUGCUCUGUCUGUCCGGCAUGUUCAGCGGGCUGAAUCUGGGGCUGAUGGCCCUGGAUCCCAUGGAGCUCCGGAUAGUUCAGAACUGCGGCACCGAGAGAGAGAAGAAUUACGCGAAGAAGAUCGAGCCGGUGCGGAGUCAGGGGAAUUACCUUCUCUGCUCGCUGCUUUUAGGAAACGUCUUAGUUAAUACCACCUUGACUAUUUUGCUGGAUGAUAUCGCCGGCUCUGGAUUGAUCGCCGUCGUUGUGUCAACGAUUGGGAUAGUUAUAUUCGGCGAAAUAGUUCCGCAAGCAAUAUGUUCCAGGCAUGGCCUUGCGGUCGGUGCCAAUACCAUAUUCCUCACCAAAUUCUUCAUGCUGCUCACUUUCCCUGCCUCGUACCCGGUGAGCAAGCUGCUAGAUUACCUUUUGGGACAGGAGAUAGGAACCGUGUACAACCGAGAAAAACUCCUGGAGAUGCUGCGAGUGACGGAUCCUUAUAACGAUCUGGUGAAAGAGGAGCUUAACAUUAUUCAGGGUGCCUUGGAGCUCAGGACAAAGACCGUGGAGGAUGUGAUGACCCCCCUGCGCGACUGCUUCAUGAUCGCGGGAGACGCGAUCCUGGAUUUUAAUACCAUGUCAGAGAUCAUGGAGAGCGGCUACACGCGGAUCCCGGUUUUCGAGGGCGAGCGCUGCAACAUCGUAGACCUGCUGUUCGUCAAGGAUCUGGCUUUCGUGGACCCCGAUGACAGCACGCCAUUAAAAACCAUCACAAAGUUCUACAGCCACCCGUUGCAUUUUGUGUUCAAUGACACUAAGUUGGAUGCAAUGCUGGAGGAGUUUAAAAAAGGUGAUGGUGUCGAACGUUGUAGCGUCACUUGUAACGGUGUCGCAUAGUGCUAGCUCUGCAGGAAAAUCUACAAAUCUGUCAACAUGUACGUGGGAAAGCUUCUAAACCAGUCCCUAAUCUCAAGUGAGUUUCACAACACAUCAGCCUGAGUUACUUGACUGUAGAUCACACCAAAGCAAACACCUUAAGGGGGGUUGGGUGAGUGCAACAAUAGCCAGGUGAGUGUAAAACGUGUUUAGGAGACCAUUUGCUGCAUCAGCGGAAAUGCUCGACCUCUGUGGCCCCUGCUGUGUGUGUCAGCUCUUGGGGUAGCCGUGCGUUUUGCGGCAUACAGAGUUGUGACCCUGCAUCGAGAUCUGAGAAAUACUCUUUUAGGACUGUUCUAUUCCCACAUACGAUCAAUCUUUCGGCUCUGAUCUCUGCCUUGAGCUCAGGUGGUUACGUAAUCACCGUUUGCACGCCUCAUCAUGAGGGAGAGAGUGUAGCUGCUAGAUUAGGCAGAAGGAUCUGAAAUUUUGAAAGUCACUUUUGUAUUUUUCUCUCACAUUUAAUUUGAGUAUGUACUCCUCCAUAACUGAUUCAUGGGUAAAUAUCUUGGAUAUCGAUCAUUCACUGAUGACUUGUUACGGCUCUAAAUCCUUUCUGAUUUUUAUAAAUGAAGCGCACAUCGAAAAAAGCAACCCAUCUGGAAUGUCUGGGCAAUGAAAUCUCGAAGAAAGGGAUGAGCAGGACUGAAACUGAAAGUAGACAUGGUGUAACUAAAACCUUCCUGAGGAAAAUCCAGCUUCACUGACCCCCCUGCAGAUUCACCCUUGAAAUUCCAUUUUUGUUCUUUGCAGGAAGUGAAAAACACAUUAAGUUUCAGUUUUUAUAUCCCAAUAUCCGAAAGAAUAAGAAGUGUAUAAAUAGUCAUGUGUGUGUGUCUUUUUUUGGGAUGUGGUUAUUGGUCACUGAGCCACCGUACAUGAAGUUUACCCUGACCCUGUCUGCAUUCUGGCCCUCUUCUCAUUGGCUGUUCCACAUUCUUCAGAUCUUUUGCUUUUCUAUGAUAUAAACAAGUCUUUAGACUGUAGGUGUCCAGUGACGUGGAGUCUUUAUGACCAUAACAAUGUAGGCGGCCAAAAACAACAUUUACAGAGGACUUGAAUGGAUUAUCAGCUCCUUUAACACCCAUUGAAUUAAAUAUUUAUAACCUUUAAGGCAGUGUGACCUCGGUAUCGUACAGCUUUAAUUUAAUCAAUGGUCCCUCAUCCAUAACGGGCAGAACUCCCCAUGGAGGGUCAGCUUCUGACAUAGCCUGCAUUCUUCAAAUUCUGAUACGACAGGAAGUGGACUUUAAACAGAUUAGUAAAACAAACGAGAAACAUAAAUCAAGCUUAAAUAUUCAGAGGUGCACCUGAAAGCUGCACCGGCCGGCCUCUUUCAGUAUGGUAUGAUUAAAUCAUAUUCCUGUGAAUAUUGGGAAGCUGAUCGUUUUUGAAUGAAAUUAGCAGAUUGGUCGGAGACAUGUCUUACCCUUGGGGAGAAAUAUGUCCGCUUGGUGUCUCUCAUAUACACGGAGUUGAGAGUGAGAGCAUACAGGAGCAAUGGCAGAUCUGUGUGCCAGGCAUUUGGGUGAGGAUGUAUCCCCUGUACAAGCCAGAGAACAGUGAUUCCGUUCUUCAAAGAUCUGCCGUCGUACUUGCAAGGAUCGAGGAUGCAGGUCAGAAUAGACUGCUGGUUGUCUGGAGAGAUCUUUUCUGUUAAAAAUCAAGGGCAUUUCGGAUCUUGAGUGGUUCUGUUGCGGAUUUUGGAACAACGGUGGCUCAAGGCAGUCAUAGAGCGUCGCCUCUGCUGGCGUGCAGGUUGACGUUACUCAAGGUUACGGAAGAACAAAAGAGGACAAAGGAAAGUUGUCGUCCAAGACACAAAAAAGUGUUUGUAUGUGCAGUUGAAAGGAUCCCCACGCCUUUCCUACAAAAGAACCCCCAGCACUCUCACAUCAAAGUGCACACGGUGUUACAUGGCACAUAAUCAAUCCCACAGAACAUUCACCCCCCGUCUUCCAGUCCUGUUUGGGGUUGGAGGGGGUGGAGCCUAAACCACAUAAUAGUUGGCCAAAAAUGUUUUCCUGUGGAUUACACCAUACUGUACGCUAAUGAGGAUUACACUGUAAAUACACACAACAGGAGACCAUAAAGCGUUCACGAGAAUUGUGCCCUAAACACAUAGUAAAUGCAAAGAUGCACACAAUAACAGACCUGAAGUGUAUUAAUGAGUCUUGCAUCAUAAAUAAACACUACUCUAGAUAAUAAAAUCAUUAGUCGCACAACGGUAAGAUAAAAUGCUGUACCAUUGCUCUAACAACACCCAAACACAAAUGUAGAAGUACCAUUGUAAUUUGCAAAUAAUGGAGGUAAAAGAGAACCAGUAACCCAUUUAAGUUUUGUGUGCAACUGUCAUGUGACUCACUGCAACUGUCAUGUGACUCACUGCAACUGUCAUGUGACUCACUGUAUCUGUCAUGUGACUCACUGUCACUUUUCAUAAGCAAAGGUCUAAUUAUUAAAUUUAUCUACUAACAUACCUACUAAACAAUUCGCUAAACUGGGCAGCUGCUCCCUAAAAGCUUGAUCAGGUUCCACAAAGUGUUUUAAAAGGACGGGUCGCAUUGACGCAAGGGUAAUCUUGAAUGGAGCUGACAUUAAAACCUGAUCAAAUGGCCUUGAUCAGCAUCUGUCUCUACCUGGAGCUGGAGUGUCGAAGCUGACACUGUCCACAGUGUUGCGGGAGCAGAGGAAGUGCUACAACCAUACAUGACCUCUGAAAUACCCAACUGCUUAUCUGAGAACUGAUGGUGGGAAGCCUGGAGACUUUCCCAGUCAGUGUAGGGUACAAGGCACCCUGGAUAGGAUUGUGGUCCAUCACAGAUCACACACAAUAACACUGUAGUCGUUUUAGGGACAGUGAUGUAUGGCUUUGGACUGCAGAAGGGGAGUUUUGAUGCAGCGGUGGCUGCAUUCGAACCACAAACCGCAGAGGUUGGUUUGAGCCACUAUACUGUCCCACCCAUGUAUCCAACAUAAUAAGAGGAAGUACUGAAGGUCAUCGUAAUAUUUAGAAAUGAAUACGUUUAGACCGUAAUCAGUUCAUUUAACUGGUUCUGCUAUGCAAUGCUAGUGAUAAAUGCAGAGGGAAUAUCAAUCAUAUGAGCGGCCAUUGAAAUGUGCAGCUUCAGAAUUAGCUGAGAAGGUUUACUUUAGUGUCAGGAGACCAUCCGUGCUGUAGCCACCUUGGGGAGGUCGGCUGUCCAAUACAGCUGUGGCACAUGUGGGAGUUGGACAGGUAAGGUUAACAGGCAAAUGGGCCGAGAAGGAGAUAAAGAAAGAGAAUGUAACGAGCUUUAUGUCUUUUUUUUUUAUACUUCUUUUAUAUGUCAGAUUCACUAGUGGUUAAAUGGGUUAUUAAAUGACACCGUAAUUGCGCUAAUUAGGAUUGUGAGCUUUGACUUUAAUAUAGCUUAUCGAUUUAAUGGGGGACAGUUAGAAGAUGUGAAUGAGGAAAUCUGGUUAUCACUGAAUUUUCCAGCAUUUUUAAAGUACUAUGUAAAAUACGUUUGCCAUUUUCAAACAGCAGGUAGAUUCUUCACCUGUAUGCUGAGCUCUCGUGUUAAUGUUCACGAGCAGGUGUUCAAAGUUGUUUCGUUUGCGUAAGUAUGCAAGAAAUUAAACAUUUAUGAAUCAUUUAUCAGUGCUUUGUUUUUUUUAAAUGUUCUCUUGGUGGUUUAAAUGGCUCCUUAGUCUACAACCCAAAUGAUAAAUUUCAUCGCUGACAAUAAUCGAUUAGUCGGGGAUGACCUCUGAUGACCUUUCAUACUUGGGCACUAUAGCAGUGAAUGUAGUCCCUGUAGUGCAAGGCAAUGCCAUUAUUGUCCGAUUCUACUUUGGGGAAAUUUUCUCGGAAUAUCGAUCACAGUCAAACGUGUCUAUGGAUUUUCAUAAAGGCAGGGCAGGCAGCAGGCAACGUCCUUCAAGGAAAAUAUCCUCAGAUAUCCAAGAAGAUCCAAGCAAGACCUAUUUCUUAGUUUACAUUUCAUCUGAAUGACUCUAAUCACUGUAUAUCUGUGUAUUAAACAUUAUUUCUAGGGUUAAGAACAAAACAACAACGACAAACUCUACUCAAGAACAGUGUAUUGGUUAUUAAAUUGCAACUGAAAGCCUUUAGACAAAAAAACGAUAAAUAAUCAAAUACUGCCCCAGUAAUUUAUAAAGGGGACUGGAACAAGGUCCCUGGAACAGAUUGUCCCCUUCUUGGUGAGAACAAAGUGACCAUGUUCCUUUGAAGUCUGCAGGGCGAUUGGGGAAGCG